Molecule: messenger RNA, 1813 nt
Organism: Patiria miniata (bat star)
Lineage: Eukaryota; Metazoa; Echinodermata; Asteroidea; Valvatida; Asterinidae
Product: mediator of RNA polymerase II transcription subunit 18-like
Exons: 6
Coding region: 117-791 (224 amino acids)
Biological process (GO): termination of RNA polymerase II transcription; regulation of transcription by RNA polymerase II
Cellular component (GO): core mediator complex; mediator complex
Molecular function (GO): transcription coregulator activity
Source: RefSeq, a predicted model, not a curated record
GGGUCACCCCCAAAACAAAAACAUCGUGCGUGUGAAAGCGGAUGACUUUGUAACAACAAAAUCUUCAAAAUAUUCAUUAAUAGUUCUUCCACUAUUCACACAAACGGAUACGGACAAUGACUUCGUCACUCCCAGGCGUGAAUUUGAGUAAUUUAGCUUCAAGCAGUGUGCCCAGUUUGCAGGAAUUUGUCCUGCAAGGCAGCGUGGUUGACUCGGCUUGUGACGCCUUGCUGCACCGGUUGAGAGCCCUGUGCGAUAACGUGGACCGCGCGCCUGAGACGUUUCAAGAUCAUGAGAUGGUGUAUCUGCUCAGAACAAGUGGGCCAGGAAAUCCAGUGGUGCUACGUGCAAGGCAUGCACGAGAUCAACACAACAUGCCAUGGAAUUACUCCUACUUCUGUUUUGAUUUGAAUGCGCCCUCUUUCUUCAGGCAGCUACGCUACCUUGGCCAAUCAGAUAUCAGUGAUAAGAGUAGACUUGUAACAGUCCGCAGUUAUCUGGAUUGUUCCACCUCGGAACAGCUGCCUCAAUUCCUGACAGAUAUUGGAUUCAGGUUGGACCAUGAGUUUGUUGCCAAAGGUCACAUGUUCAGGAAAGGCAAAAUGAAAGUGACUAUCACCAAAAUUUUCAAGAUCUUAACGCCAGGCAAUUUGGAGGCUCUAGAACCCCUCUCCAUAUCUCAGCUUGUCGAGCUCAGUAUAAUAGCGCCCUCAGGGACAGACGGAAUCGGUGAAGACAUGAGAGCCUUUGCAGAACAGCUCAGACCACUUGUGAGCAUGGAAAAGAUUUGAUUUCCUCCUGAGUUGCCGCCUACCUGAAGGUCAAAGGUUAAACUACUCCAGUCAGAGUUCCCUGAAGACAGACAAGUUCCCUUCACACUGCUGGAACCAGUUGAUGGUUUUCAAGCUUGGGGUGAUUGUGAUUUGACAAAAUGGACGUUGGACCAUAUUACAUCUUCUACUUUCUGCUUAUGUCGUGAGGAAAGUCGGGAAACAAAGACCUAUAGACUCUGUGCGCAAGUACCCCCUCAAUGGCCAAAAGGAGAGGGUUGGGAGAGACCACUUGAACAGACAUUGAUAACACAUUACCGUCGGUGCAGCACCUGCAGCUCACACGGAGACACAGCUGCAUUAUGCACACUCGGAAUUAUAUUAGACGUAUGUGCUUUGCAGCAUAGGCACGCGAACCGGUGCACGCAAGCAGUUUGCUUCCACCGGAGCUUUAGAAAAUGAUUAAGAAGUGCCCUCUGCUGUUCGUCCAUUGCCCUGCUCCCUGCAGUAUAUUGAUGAGACUGCCCCUUUAAGGGUUCUUAUUUUGUACACAGCUGCUAAGAGUAACGGUUAGCAGAUUUAUUUGCAAAAAUGAAGCAUUGUGGAUUUGGCUAUAAGCCCCGCCCACAAGCCCCGCCCACAAGCCCCGCCCACAAGCCCCGCCCAUAAGCCCCGCCCACGAGCACCACCCACAAGCCCAGCCUACAAGCCCCGGCCACAAGCCCUGCGCAUGCCCACCUUCAGUUUUUGUACAUUUCUAUGAGUGCUGUUGAUCAGAGAUUCGGCAAGCUAUAGUUUUCACCUGACCAAUUGGUCAGUGUGCAUUGUUUGAUGGAAGGAUUCAUUUUCUAGAUGCCAGUUUCUUUUUAAAGGAGAGCACAUAGACUGGAUACCUGUCCUGGUAUGUAUGAGGAUGGGCAACACCCUCGAAAUUCAUAAAAUUGUAUUGGUUAUGCUUCUUGAAAAUCCUGGCUUUCCUGUACUCUGGUUGUGUACUGUGCACGAUUUGAGACAGUGGACCCCCCCGACCCCCCCCCGACCCC